CCAUCUGACCCCUGCUGGCCUUCUACUGAAAAACGGUCUGCCCUCGACGAGACCGUCUCCGGUCGUCUAAUCCGCACUAUCCUUCUAGCCUCCGUUGCUAUCCCUCCUAACCAAAUAAAGCAUGAAUGCUUGUGAGUCCGUCUUAUCCAACUGGGUAGCCUCAACUAUUCAUGCAGCAGACCCGGCAAGUGCCGGUGGCUUUACCUGGACGGAUAGUAGCUGUGUUCUUGAUCCAAAUGGAACUAGUAUCGGUAGUGAUUCGGAUGCAAGGAAAAAAGGGCUGCUCGAUAGAGAGCUUUUUGCCGUAUGCUGUUAAUGCGAGUGAGGCUGCGCAUGUGCAGGUUGCGCUGCGGGUUGCGAAGAAGUAUAACAUUCGGUUCAAUGUUAAGAAUACGGGCCAUAAACCGGAAAAGUGUAUUGCCCGUGGGAGUUUAUCCUUCUGGACACACAACUUAAAUAAAGUUCCGUGGAAACCACCAAAGUCAUGCGGCUGCAAUAAGUCCCGUAUGGUGGCAACCAUUGGUACCGGCGUACAGGAUGGCAAACUAUUCAAAGUAAUGGCUGAUAAUAAGGCCAUCACAGCUGGAGAAACAAAUAUAGUAAGCCAGAAUGUCGUAUUCAUCGGCUGGGCCACAGGCGGCAGACACGGAUUGAUGACCAGACAGUAUGGACAAAGCGCCGAAAGCAUCCUGGAAGUCGUCACUUUCACACCAAUAAGCGAGGUCCUAACUACUAAUAAAUCCCAGAACGAAGAUAUCUUUUGAGCAAUCUGCGGAGGCGGCGGAGGCACAUUUGGUGUGAGCCUCAAUGCCACGGUCAAGGUGUACCCCAUUCCGUCAAUAGAAUUGACUAGAUAUAAUAUCGCAACUAAGGACAGCACGCCCAUCAAAAGCUGGUGGAGAUUUGUCGCUCGUGUUCAUCAAGUGUUACCUAAAUUGCGUGACUCGAGACUCUUGAGAGGAUUGACCCAAAAGCUUCGCACUGGCUGUA
Messenger RNA from Aspergillus ruber CBS 135680, 990 nucleotides. RefSeq lists its product as uncharacterized. Lineage: Eukaryota; Fungi; Ascomycota; Eurotiomycetes; Eurotiales; Aspergillaceae. The record is from RefSeq and is a predicted model, not a curated record. The transcript is spliced from 4 exons. The coding region runs from base 171 to 764 and encodes 197 amino acids. Gene Ontology annotation, molecular function: flavin adenine dinucleotide binding.